This is a messenger RNA of Sycon ciliatum, 1348 nucleotides long. RefSeq names its product SUZ domain-containing protein 1-like. The coding region runs from base 127 to 573 and encodes 148 amino acids. NCBI's taxonomy places the organism in Eukaryota, Metazoa, Porifera, Calcarea, Leucosolenida, Sycettidae. The record is from RefSeq and is a predicted model, not a curated record. The transcript has 5 exons.
UUUGUGUUCAAUUCUCAGUAUGCUUGUAGACUACAAUAGUCAAUUGUCGUUAUUUUCAUUGUAGUACAGUCAUGUUCUAAAGACCUUGCUAAGGAGUGAUUUAUCUCGUUGUAAAUUGAAAUAGUUAUGGACCACGCUGAAGACGAUGAUGGAGUUUUGGAUAAUUGGGACGAUGCAGAGGACAUGGAGGUGCUGGAGCGUCGCAUGGAUAAGAGAGUAGAGAAGCAGCGUAAAGAGGAACAGGCAAAAUCAACAACAACGGCGGCCGAAGCAACGGCUGCGGACAAUAGUAUGUUUACACGCGAUGGCCAGAUCAGACAGCCCAUACAGUUAUCAGAAGAGCGCACACACUACACCCCACAGAUCCGUCUGUUAACACGACCUGAAGGACAACGUCCCGAUGCAGCUACUGCUGCAGCAGCAGCCGCCGAGCAAAACCGUGCGCCCACGAAAACACUAGCGGAACGAGAGCAAGAAUAUGCUUUAGCCAGGGCAAGAAUAAUGGGUGAUUCAGCUAACAACACUACCAACUCUACAUCACCAUCGACAAAGAAAUCAGCGCCUCAUCGGUAACACUGGUAUGUGCAGUGAUGCGCUCCAGAAUUGUGUGUGUUUUUUGUUGAAUAUAUACCUUGCUAGCACUUAGUUUGGGGCAGAGUGCGUUUGAACUCGCGUGUCUUUGUCCUAAGUCAAAUUAAUGGUCUUUCCUAUUGCCCAAUGGUUGUCUUGAAUCUAGGGUGCACAGCUGUCCAAACCCAUAGGCUUUUUCUUUCAUAAUGGUGUGCUUGCGGGUGUGUCUGGUGAUGGCCAUGCUCUCUGCUCCUCUGCUACUACCUCAAUCUCCUGCGUCUUUCUCUGCUCCAGUUCCUGUUCCUGCUCUCUCUCUCUCUCUCUCUCUGACUAAAUGAAUAUACCUUGCUGCUUUUGUUCUGCUAUGGGCUUGUGUCGGGAAUAGGCACUUUUCUUCCAGGUAGCAUCGAUGUGGAAAUUUUUUAAUCACGCAUUUAGGUCGUAGGAGCCAGUGCCUGCGUUGCUUCAUGCUGCCCGCAAAUGUAGUAAUGUGCGUCUUGUCGUAUUGUGCUGCUCGCCUUGUGGUAUCUCUAACACACAUGGGCACACAUGUUCACAAUUUCUUUCUAACUGGCUGCCCUGCGAUUGUAUUUUAAUAAUUUAAAUUGCGCCAUUUGCCAUGCUCGUGUAUAUUUUUUCCCUUUCUCUAUUCCCUCAACUAAUGAAUAUGUCUCAUGUUACUAGUAUUUACAAGAACUUCUUCUCUUCUUGACUGCGCUGAUAUUUAAUAUUGAUUUGCUACUGAAGUCUGCUAAAUAUCACCACACGUACACAUGCA